UUUGCUAGUCAAGCACUAGAGCUUCGUCACACACCAGAGAAUCCGUACACAAGUGCCUCAGUCUCCGAAAAGAAACUUGAUUCCACGGUUACUUCUGGUACGCUACGCUUGGUAAUGGAGUUCCGACGAAGAAAGAAGAAGCCUGACGUCAUAGAAACGACUUGUUUAGGCUUGGUGAACGUCUUAUAUACCUUUGAGACAAUGUGCGACUUCCAAUAUCUUCCGUUGAAAAAGCGACAGGAAGGUGAAGGAUUUGACGAUCUCAUCCCUCGUCUUAUACCAAGAGAUCUUCCAAGUGCCCUCUGCUGGUAUUUUCCAUUUUUUUUUCGAUGGAUAGUGGGAUCGUCCCGAUUCUUAUCCUGGCUACACCCCCUUUGUUCUUGCCGCCCUAUCCAAUUCAGUCGCUACAACACUCCAUCCACGAAGAUGCUAUGCCGUGAAUCGGACUUUACGCUAGAAAAGAUUCGGAAAAGGACAGGACAUGGACAAAAUCUACGACUUGAACGAAAGGCGCUAUCAGUGACCGUGCAAGCUAACGAUCCGUUCCCGGUUGCUCCGACUGAGGAAGCUGUUCUUGAUGCAGAUUUUAGGUGUAAAAAUGAGGAGCCGCACAGAAUGUUGGCUGCACUAUUUCGAGAGCGCCCGAUGUGGACUAGAAAUGCCAUCGCUUACAAAACAGGUCUAGACGAGAACCUGCUCAAGACCUUAUUACAAAAGUAUGCAUUCUACAUCCAGUCGGGACCUUGGGGUCGGCUUUGGUGCAAGUUUGGUUACGAUCCUCGUACUGAUCCGGAGUCAAUGCUAUAUCAAACCCUGAUGGUUUCUUUCAGGUAA
Cooperia oncophora is the source of this 834-nucleotide messenger RNA. The record is from the annotation of a GenBank genome assembly. NCBI's taxonomy places the organism in Eukaryota, Metazoa, Nematoda, Chromadorea, Rhabditida, Trichostrongylidae.